Molecule: messenger RNA, 2415 nt
Organism: Malassezia pachydermatis
Lineage: Eukaryota; Fungi; Basidiomycota; Malasseziomycetes; Malasseziales; Malasseziaceae
Product: metallo-hydrolase oxidoreductase
Exons: 4
Coding region: 1-2415 (804 amino acids)
Biological process (GO): mRNA 3'-end processing by stem-loop binding and cleavage
Cellular component (GO): mRNA cleavage and polyadenylation specificity factor complex
Molecular function (GO): RNA binding; 5'-3' exonuclease activity; RNA endonuclease activity
Source: RefSeq, a predicted model, not a curated record
AUGGCCGGCGAUGAGCGUGACUCCCCGAUCGGGGAGGACAAGCUAUGCAUCGAGAUGCUCGGUGCGGGCCAGGAGGUGGGUCGAAGCUGCUGUGUGAUCACCUUUAAAGGUUUCACAAUUGUGUGUGAUGCAGGCGUGCAUCCAGCGUAUACAGGUUUAACAGCGCUUCCCUUCAUCGACAAUCUAGACUGGAGUACGGUAGAUGCGCUGCUCAUUACUCAUUUUCAUUUGGAUCAUGCGGCUGCCUUGACAUACAUUAUGGAAAAGACCAACUUUUGCGAAGGCAAAGGCAAAGUCUAUAUGACACACCCCACCAAAGCUAUUUAUCGUUUUCUUAUGUCGGACUUUGUGCGUAUCUCCAAUGCUGGCACGGAUCGCAUGCUGUUUGAUGAGUCGGAGAUGCUGGCUUCAUGGCGUCAAAUCGAGGCUGUCGAUUACCACCAGGAAGUCGUCUUGGGCGGUGGUUUGCGCUUUACACCGUACCAUGCAGGGCAUGUGCUGGGUGCCUGUAUGUUUAUGAUUGAAAUGGCUGGGUUGCGUGUGCUCUACACGGGUGAUUACAGUCGCGAAGAAGACAGGCAUCUUGUACAAGCCGAAGUGCCGCCUAUUCGACCCGAUGUACUGAUUUGCGAAAGCACCUAUGGAACACAAAGUUUGGAACCGCGUCUAGAUAAGGAAAUGAGGUUUACAGCGCUGAUUCACAGUAUCAUCAAACGCGGUGGACGUGUGCUUCUCCCUGUGUUUGUAUUGGGCCGAGCGCAGGAACUGUUGCUGCUUCUGGACGAGUACUGGGAAGCACAUCCAGAACUGCACUCUGUGCCCAUUUACUAUGCCUCCUCCCUCGCACGGAAAUGCAUGUCGAUUUACCAGACGUAUAUCCACACUAUGAACCAGCAUAUCCGCUCACGUUUCAACCGACGUGACAACCCGUUUGUUUUCAAGCAUGUGAGCAAUCUCCGAAGUCUGGACAAGUUUGACGACAAGGGGCCUUGUGUUAUGAUGGCGAGUCCUGGCUUUAUGCAGAGCGGUAUUUCACGCGAGUUGCUUGAGCGCUGGGCACCAGACAAGCGCAACGGUGUCAUUGUGAGCGGCUACUCGGUCGAGGGCACGAUGGCACGCGAGAUUCUGAGUGACCCUGACGAGAUUAUCGCGAUGAAUGGACAGCGUAUUCCGCGUCGUAUGUCGGUUGACUACAUCUCGUUUUCCGCACACGUUGACUAUACGCAGAAUUCGCGCUUUAUCGAUGAGGUCAAAGCAAAGCAUGUGGUGCUUGUGCAUGGCGAGCUGAAGAACAUGAGUGGAUUGCGGGCCGCACUUAAGAGUCGGUACAGCGAUCGUGAAGAGGAUGUACAAAUCUACAUGCCACGCAACUGUGAGCCGCUAUAUUUGUCGUUCCGGGCCGAGCGUACAGCGAAAGUCAUCGGCUCGUUGGCGUCGCAGCCGGCCAAGCCAGAUCGUCCCAUUGAUGGGCUCUUGGUUGCCAAAGACUUUUCGUACACGGUGCUGGCCCCUGAUGACUUGACUGAGUUUACUGGUCUCACCAUGAGCAGCAUGUUGCAGCGGCAGCAUGUGUCUUUGCACGUAAGUUGGGAGUUGGCACGAUGGCACCUGGAAGGCAUGUACGGCCAUGUAGACGAAGGCGUGGAUGACGCAGGCGUCCGCUGCAUGCGCGUCAUGAAUGUCGUCGAUAUCAAGCAGCCAACAACGCACGAACUGCUCUUGGAAUGGGAGUCCAGUGUGUCCAACGAUAUGGUCGCUGACUCUGUGGUCGCGUUGCUGUUGGGCAUUGAUAGCUGUCCCGCCACUGUCAAAAUGACGAUGCACGAUCACGUCUGUGCCCAUCACCAUCCUGCCGAGACCUCUGCUACGCAUGCGAGUCAGCUAGAGUCACUCAUGGCUGUCCUUGAAGCGCAUUUCGGGGAUGUUGCUAUGCUGGAUGUGGGUGGUCAGCCAAUGCUAUCUGCUUCCGAACCGUCGGACCCUUACGAUGCCCAAGCGGAAACGAGCAUGGCCAUGGAGCCAUCGUCGUCCGCUACCGCUUCUACGUCCGAUGCGACAGACCGUCCAGAGGCGCAGGUGGCCACGACUGAGCCGCCAGGAAAGGAAAACGACGAACGGCCAGCCUUGGACCGUCUGUUGGAGCUGAUUCAGGGGCCUGUUCGGCCGGCCAUCAAAGUGGCCCUGGACGAUGACCCGGCGAUUAUCGAGCUCGAAACUAUGGCGGUGCACUGCUUGACCGAGACGCUGAAACAGCGUGUGGAAAAGCUCGUGGCCAUGAUUCAAUCGACGAGCGAGACACUGACCGAUACCUUCCGACUGGCGCCUGUGUGCUCCACCAUGCUAUUCCAAGGCAAGCACAGCGAUGUAGAAAUGCCUGCGCCCAAAAUUGAAGAGGCGGUGCCAGUGAGCAUGUAG